CGCAAACCCCGCCGCGAAUACCGUCUCUGGUUCUCCGAGAAGAGCCGAACGAAGUGGAAGUACGGGCCCGGCUGCUCCGAGGACCUCUCCGAGGACCGCACAGACCCCGGGACGGUUCGUGCCACAGCACGCCUGCCAUCCAUUUGAACACGUCUGAAAGGAGAGAGGGGGGUACGGGGCAUGAUGCUGGGGGCUGAGGGCCAGCAGAAGAGGUUCUGCUCGUGACUGAAAACCAUGAGGCAGCCAGGGAAGUGACCUCGGUGGACUCCACAGCCGGAGGGUCCAGGGCACCACUAUGGCAUCCAAGGAGAGACUGUACGAGGUCUGGAUGCUCUACUGCACCAAGAGGGAUCCGGACUACUUGAAGUUAUGGCUGGAGAUUUUCAUCGGCUCCUACGAGCGAUGCCUGGACGUGGACUUUGAAAAGCCGCUGUCGAGGCCGGAGGAGGUCCCCCCGGUGUUGACGCUCCUCCCCGACAACAUCCUGCAGGUUCUGCGCCACCAGCUGUUGCAGUGCGUCCAGAAGGCCUGCGACGGCCUGGAGCCCGAGCAGCAGAACCUGGCCCUGCUGCUGCUCAAGUUCCUCAUCAUCACCUGCAGGAACCUGUCUAACGUGGAGGAGAUUGGCACUUGCUCUUACAUCAAUCACAUCAUCAACAUGACGACGCUCUACAUUCAGCAGCUGAAGAGCAAGACCAAAGAGAAGGAGAUGGCCGACCAGAGCCAGGCGGAGGAGUUUGUCCGCCACGCGCUGGCGUUCUGCGAGAGCCUCUACGACCCGUACCGCAACUGGAGGCAUCGGACCGGCAGGGAGCAGCUGGGUACAGUGGAGAGGAGCAGACAGAAGUACAAGGCAGCUCAGCUCACUGUGGAGUUUGUUCCUUUCUUUUACCAGUGCUUCCAGGAGAGCGAGCACCUGAAGGAGAGUCUGAAAUGCUGCCUGCUGCACCUGUUUGGAGCCGUAGUCGCCGGUGACCAGAGGAACGCCCUGCUCGCCAUCUCCCCGGCCACCAUGGAGGUGUUGAUGCGGGUGCUGGCCGACUGCUCCAUGGGCAGCUGCUCCUCGGACGAGGGCGAGGACUGGGACAGCGAGGCCCCCGACCGCAAGGCGCUGCUGACCCUGGGCUGCCUGCGGGAGGUGGUGCAGCGCCUCCUGGCCUCCAGCUCCGACCAGCGGCAGGUGGAAAUCGCCUCCGUGCUGGAGAACUACUUCAAGCUGCUCAAUUCGGACCCGGCGGCCGUUGUGGCCUCACAACAACAACAACAACAACAACAACAACAACAGCAGCAGCAGCAAGCCAAAGGCAGAGUGCCGACACUGGGCCGACACUGGGAGAGCCGGUUUGUGGCGCUGCAAGUCAACAUGCUAGACACCAUCAGGGACAUGUUCCUGUGCUCAGACCGGCCCGUGCUACAGGCCAUCUUCCUCAACAGCAACUGCUUCGAGCAUCUGACGCGGCUGCUGCAGAACAGCAAGCUGGUUAACGCGAGGUGCACGGCGGCAGACAAGGACCAGAAAGAUAUAACCAACAACAGGUUACUGACAGGAGAGGGGGACACUCAGGUUUUUCAAGGGCGACUCGACUCCCUCGCCGUAGCAACCAUCAAAGCCCUGACAACAGUGAUGCACAAAUCCCCGGCUGCAAAGGAGGUGUUCAAGGAAAGGAUCGGCUACAAUCACCUCUAUGAAGUGCUCGCCUCCCUCGGCCAGCCGUCGCGGCUCCUCCUCAAGGAGCUGAUGAACAUGGCGGUGGAGGGCGAGCACACCUCAGUGGGGCUCCUGGGCAUCAGCAAUGUGGAGCCCCUGCUGCUGCUGGCCCAGUGGCUCCCGGAGCUGGACUCGUCGGAGCUGCAGCUCUUCACCGCCGACUGGCUCCGGCGCCUCAGCUGCCUCAACCGCCAGACCCGCGCCACCUGCGUCAACGCCGACAUGGUCCUGCGAGCGCUGGCGUGCCUGGAAUGCGACCAGCGGCUCCACCCGGCGUGCGCCGAGAGCCUGUUUGGGCUGGUGGGCUCGCUGGGCUCCCAGUCCUUGGGCGCCCGGGAACUCCUGGGACUCCUUCGCCUCCUCAGGCCUCCGGGGUCCACGCAAACUCACCCCUACGUGGCUCCCGCCCUGAGAGCCCUCCUGGCCAUGGUGCGGCAGCAGGGCCUGGAGAGCGCCAUGCAGUACUUCGACCUGUCGCCCAGCAUGGCGGGCAUUGUCGUUCCCACAGUGCAGCGCUGGCCCGGCUCGGCCUUCAGCUUCCUCGCCUGGUUGUCUCUCGACCAGGACCAGCUGGGCCCGCUCAGCAAGGACAAGAGGAAGCAGCUCUACAGCUUCUUCACCCCUGGGGGGACGGGCUUCGAGGCCUUCAUCAGCUCCGCGGGCGUGCUGGUGGUGGCCGUGUGCACGAAGAAGGAGUACGUCACGGUCAUGCUGCCCGACUACUGCUUCUGUGACUCGCUGUGGCACAGCAUCGGUGUGGUCCACGUUCCGGGGAAGAGGCCCUUUGGACAGAGUCUGGUGUACAUUUACGUAGACGGACAGCAGAAACUGUCCGCCCCCCUCAAGUACCCCACCAUGACCGAGCCGUUCAUCUCCUGCUGCAUCGGCUCAGCGGGCCACCGGACCACCACCCCUCCGCCCUCCCAGAUCCCGGACCCGCCCUUCUCCUCCCCCACUACGCCCACCGCUCGCUCGUCGCUGGGCUCCAUCCUGUCGCCGCAGACCUGGGGGGGUCUGCUGGGGGUGAAGCCGGAGUCCCUGACGAAGCUCAUCUCCGCAGGGACCCAGGACAGCGAGUGGGGGAGUCCCACCUCGCUGCAGGGCCAGCUGGGAAGCGUCAUGGUCUUCCAUGAACCCCUGCAGCCCAACCACAUCAAAGCCAUCUGCAGUGCUGGUCCAAACUGCAUCUCUCCAUUCACAGCCCAGGAAUCCGAACUCGCCGACCUUUCAGCCAAAUUGCUGCUGCACUACUCGCCAAAGGCGUGUAGGAACCCCAUCUGUCUCGACCUGUCCCCGAACAUGCUGCACGGACGCCUGACUGGGAAUAAAGUGGUCAACUGGGAGAUCAAGGAUGUGAUCAACUGCGUGGGCGGGCUGCCGGUGCUCUUCCCCAUCCUGGAGCAGUUGACUCUGAUCACCCCGGAUCAACAGGCCAGUGACCCCACCGCCGGGUCCGAUUUCAUCACCCCGGAUGUGACCACGCCACCCGACGGAGACUGGGUCCUCCUGCCGUCCAACCGGGCGUCAGAGGCGCGCCUGGAGAAGAACCUGGUGGCCUCCUUCCUGCUGGUGCUGAAGCACUUCCUGCAGAGGCACCCGAUCAACCAGGAGAAUCUGCUCCACUCGCACGGCGCCGGCACCCUGGGAGCUCUGCUGCAGAAGCUGCCAGCCGGUCAUGUGGACGUCAGCGUGCUGGUUGCUGUGCAGCUGCUGAUCGAACAGGUGACCUAUGAGAAGAACCAGCUUCUCCUGCAGCAGCUUCACACACACCUGCUGUUCAACUUCAACAUCUGGAACAAAGGAGACUUCCCUCUACGCAUAGGUCAUAUCCAGUACAUGUCCACCGUCAUCAAAGACAACAGGAAGCAGUUCAGGAAGAAAUACGGAGUGCAGUUCCUUCUGGACACCAUGCGCCUUUAUUACGGGAGGAACAGCAACCGGGAGAGCGACCUGAGCGAGGACGACGUUCGCACCAUCCGGGCGUCUCUCUGCGGCCUCAUCAAGUACUACAUCACCAAGGGCAUGUCGCAGGAGGAGAUGCAAAGCAUUCUGGGAUACAUCGCCGCCAUCGGGGACGAGGAGCAGCUGUGCGGGCUGCUGGAGCUGCUGCUCAGCCUCCUCCAGACCAGCCCGGCCCGGGACCAGCUCUUCCUGCUCCUCUUCGAGGCCGGCGGCGCCGACUCCUGCUACGCGCUGCUGCUCAACAACAAGUACUCGGAUCGACUCCGGGAGCUCGUCUUCAAGUUGUUUGAGCGCAUGCUGCGCUGCGACCGCGUCUACGAGAAGAAUAAGCAGCGGCUGCGGCUGCGGGAGACGGGGUACGCCGGCCUGUCGCUGCUCUUCUCUGAAAUCCACAUCACGCCGACGCUGAUCCGCUGCCUCCUCAACCAGGUCCUCCACACAGAUCAUGUGGUGAACUACAAGGACCUGAUGGCUCUGGUCCAGCUCACUCACCGGGCCGGACCCAGCGAACGCCUCCUCGUCUGCAAGAGGGUGUACCAGCUGCUGCAAUCCCAACAGGACGCUGCGGUCCAGAUCUCCAAGCAGCAGUGUUGGCAGGACACUCUCAUGCGGCUCUACCUGCGGAGCGACGGGUCCCAGCCGCACCGGGCCACCGACACCAUCAGCGCCUGCAGCCUGGAUCUGAGCCGCCACAGUGGCGGCGGCGCCGGCCGCCUGGAGAAGCGGGCGCGGGCGGGCAGCGGCGGCAGCCGCCUGGAGGACGACCGCUUCAGCGUCGGCGACACGCGCUCCGUGGACAGCCUGGAGAGCGGCGACGUCGUUUCGCUGCUGGACACGCCGUCCUCCUCCGCCCCCGUCAAGCCCUGGGUGGUGGGGAAGUCCGGGGGCUUGAUGCUGGACCUGUCCCACCUGCAGGCCUACGAGGGCGGGGACAGCGGCAGCCAAACACCCGGCAGCACGCCGUCGCCGCUGGAGACCUCGAAGCCUUUCCCCGGGGAUCGAGAGGCAACCUCGUCCCUCACCGAGGACAGCUUCCUGUUCAGCGACAACAUCUCACUGGGGGAGUCCUUCAACACCGCCGAGCGGGCGGAGGAGGAGCUGUGCACCAUGCUGCUGGAGAUCGUGCUGUGCGUGAUGUGGCGUGGCGUCGAAUGCUCCGACGACUCUGCGUGGCUGGAGCGCGGCCAGGUCUUCUCGGCCCUCACCAAACUGGCGACCGCCAACGAGCUGCUGCUGCCCGUCGACCAAAUCAAACUGAGUCUCAUGGAGCGCAUGCUGGAGUGGGCCGUGGCCGAUAACCGCGAGGCGUCGGCCGCCACGCUGCCGCAGCACACGGAGAACGCGGUGCGCUUGCUCCACAUGGUGCAGGACUUCCUGCAGGCGGAGGGCCUGGUCAACCCGGCGCUGUGGACGGAGAAGGUGCUGGAGGAGGCGGUGACGCUCAUGGACAGCCUCAUGGUGUGGUACUCGUCCGGCGCCCAGUGGUUCCAGCUCUCCCAAGUUGGACUGCGGCUGCUGCUGGGCUUCAUGGCUCAGACGGACCCUGAAGUGUGCGCCUUGGCCACAGCCAAGCUCAACGGCAUCCUGCAGACCAAGCAGGUGUCCAGCCAGGACGAGGCCUGCUACCUGCUGGGGAAGGUGGAGGGCAUCCUGCGGCGCUCCAUCCAGGACCAACGGGAGGAGACGUACUCCUUCCUGGUCCCUCUGCUGCGAACGCUGCUCUCCAAAGUCCACCGCCUCCUCUUCAUAGAGCUGCACCUCCCCCAGCUGCCCGACACCAACGGCAGCCCGUCCUUCUUCGAGGACUUCCAGCUGUACUGCGACUCCCCCGAGUGGCGCGUCUACCUCGACAAAUACAUCAUCCCGUACAUGAAGCAGUAUGAAAUCGAAACAUUCAGCCAGGGCCACGAGACCAUGGCGCUCUACUGGAAGGAGUGCUACGAGGCAUUCAUGGUCAGCCUGCAUAAGAGAGAGAGGGAACGGGGCGAGAGCAAGAUCCGCUUCCAGGAGCAAUUUGUGGAGCCGUUCUCUCGCCGAGGCCGCCAGGAGAACCUGCGCUACAACAGCAUGUUGAAGCAGCAGCACAGCCAGAACAGCGCCACCCUCAGGCAGUGGAAGGCGGCACGCCGGGGGCUCGUGUGUGAGAGGGGGCCCUGGGCCGACAGGCAGCAGGAUGAGAUGCACUGGAGGGUGUCCAGCGCUGAGAACUUCUCCCGCAUGAGGCUGAAGCUGGUUCGCAGUUACAACUUUGACCCGCACCGGGAGGCCAGCGCUCUGAGGGACAACCUGGGUGUCCCUCAGAAGCGUGUGAACGCCGAGUCUCUGCUGCUGGAGGCCGCCAAGCAGGUGAAAGUCAGCGACCUGGAGGACGACAUCCUGGAGCUGCCGGAGGACGACCCCGCCGCCGCCAACAACCAGGUUGAAGCGGAGGAGGCGGGCCAGAAGGAGAAGCUGGUGCUGUGGGAGGACUGCGAGCUGGUGACGGUGGUGGACGUGGUGCCUGGCCGCCUGGAGCUCACCACCCAGCACAUCUACUUCUACGACAGCAGCCAGGAGAAGGAGGAAGGAGUGGGCCACGACUUCAAAUGGCCCCUGGCUCAGAUCCGAGAGGUCCACCUGCGGCGCUACAACCUGCGGCGCUCGGCUCUGGAGAUCUUCCUCAUCGACCAGACCACGUACUUCCUCAACUUCAAGAAGGAGGUGAGGAACAAGGUGUACAGCCGCAUGCUGCUGCUGCGCUCCCUCGGCCUCUACGCGACCCGCUCGCCGCAGGAGCUCCUCAAAGCCUCCGGGCUGACGCAGAAAUGGGUGAACCGGGAGAUUUCCAACUUUGACUACCUGAUGCAGCUCAACACGAUUGCGGGCCGAACGUACAACAACCUGGCUCAGUAUCCGGUGUUCCCCUGGAUUCUAGCCGACUACACCUCAGAGGAGCUCGACCUGUCUGACCCCCGGGUGUUCAGGGACCUGUCCAAGCCGGUGGCGGUUCUCAACGAACGCAACGCCAAGGCCGUACGAGAGAAGUAUGAAAGCUUCGAGGACCCGACGGGCACCAUCGACAGGUUCCAUUACGGCACCCACUACUCAAACGCUGCCGGGGUGAUGCACUACUUGAUCCGAGUGGAGCCCUUCACCUCGCUGCACAUCCAGCUGCAGAGCGGCCGGUUCGAUUGUGCCGACCGCCAGUUCCACUCCAUCCCCGCCACGUGGCAGACCCUCAUGGACAACCCCAACGACGUCAAGGAGCUCAUCCCGGAGUUCUUCUACUUCCCGGAAUUCCUUGAGAACCAAAAUGGCUUCGAUCUGGGUCGCCUGCAGAUCUCCAAGGAAAGGGUAGACGGUGUUGUUCUUCCCAAAUGGGCCAAGUCCCCCGAGGACUUCAUCUACAAGCACCGCAAAGCCCUGGAGUCGGAGUACGUGUCGGCGCACCUUCACGAGUGGAUCGAUCUGAUCUUCGGUCACAAGCAGCGGGGCCCCGCGGCGGUGGAGGCCCUCAACGUCUUCUACUAUUGCACAUAUGAAGGCGCGGUGGACCUGGACGCCAUCACGGACGAAAAGGAGCGCAAGGCCCUGGAGGGCAUGAUCAGCAACUUCGGGCAGACGCCCUGUCAGCUCGUCAAGGAGCCCCAUCCGGUGCGACUGCCUCAGGAGGAAGUGGAGAAGAGGAAGGCUCAGCUUGACUCGAGUCCUCUCAGCAUGUUCGAGCACCUCAGCGACCUCAAGUCCUUCUUCGUCGAGGGCAUCAGUGACAACGUGCCGCUGGUGAAGGCCGUGGUGCCAAAGAAUCAGUCCCACUCCUUCAUCACCCAGGGGAGCCCUGACACCAUGGUGACGUUGAGUCAGAACUGCCUGGUGGGGACCCACGGGUGGCUGCCGUACAACAAGAACAUCUCCAACUACUUCACCUUCAUCAAGGACCCCACCGUGUCCAACGCCAAGACCCAGCGCUCCCUCUCCGGACCCUUCGCCCCCGGCGUGGAGGUCACGGCGGGGCUGUUCGUGGCGUCCCACGACGGCAAGCUGCUGUUCAGCGGCGGCCACUGGGACAACAGCCUCCGGGUCACGUCUCUGGUGAAGGGAAAGACCGUGGGACAGCACAUCCGGCACAUGGACAUUGUGACCUGCUUGUCAACGGACCACUGCGGCAUCCACCUGAUCUCCGGCUCCAGAGACACCACCUGCAUGGUGUGGCAGGUUCUGCAGCAGGGCGGAGCUCCCGUGGGUCUCCAUCCCAAACCGGUUCAGGUGUUGUAUGGACACACGGACGAGGUGGUCAGCGUGAGCAUCAGCACGGAGCUGGACAUGGCUGUGUCGGGGUCGCGGGACGGGACGGUGAUCAUCCACACGUUGCGUCGGGGUCAGUACGUGCGCUGCCUGCGGCCGCCAUGCGACAGCUCCCUGCCGCUCUCCAUCCUCCACCUGGCCGUGUCCUGGGAGGGUCACCUGCUGGUCCACACCUGCCUCGAGGGCAAAGCGACGCUCAAGGAUAAAAACGCCCUCCACCUUUACUCCGUCAACGGGAAGCACCUCUGCAGGGAGCCUCUGCAGGAGCAGGUGACGGAUAUGUGCGUGUCGGGGGAGUACGUCGUCAUCGGCAGCGAGCAGGGCUACCUGUCCAUCCGCGACCUCUACAGCCUGUCUCUGUGCAGCGAGCCCAUGGCCAUGAGGGUGCCGGUGCGCUGCGUCUCCGUCACCAAGGAGCAGAGCCACGUCCUGGUGGGCCUGGAGGACGGCAAGCUGAUCAUCGUGGGCGUGGGCAAGCCGGCGGAGGUGCGCUCGGGCCAGAUCACACGGAAGCUGUGGGGCUCCAGCAGGAGACUGACCCAGAUCUCCUCGGGGGAGACGGUCUACGACACCCAGCAGCACGACCGCAACUGACCCCCCCCCCACCCCCUCGACUCCCUCCCCCCCAUGCACAUCCCACAUUCCUGUCACCCACUUCGCCUCCAUACCCGUCCAUCACCACACGGUGUGCUUCAUUCAGUCCGAGGAGCUCCCUCCGGCUCCUCCACUCUUUAACGGGCGGUGUUUUUAAGGUGCAAACUCUGCGCGCCCAACCACCUGUUGUGUGUCUUUUUUUGUCUUCCUGCUUUGGAUUGAGCGUACGGCGCUGGCGCCUUUCAGUUCGAAUUCAGCCUCAGCACCACCACCACCACCACCACCCAACCCCCCUGUGGCUCAUCAACACUCGGCCAGUCAUCACCAUUUGUACGUGACACUAAUGUUCCUCCAUAGAGGCGCCACGUGUUCUCCGGCCUGCUCGGGAUCGGUGAGCUCACUGCCCUCCUGUAUGAUUGUGUGUGUGUGUGUUGCCAUGCUCUGUCAAACUAUAGUUUCAAGUGGCCUUUCUGUCCCCCCCCCCCCCCCUUAUCUGGCCUUCGAUGCAGAGAGGCGGGCCUGUGCUUUGUAGGCGGAGACUUUUCAUGGCCGUCACUCACAAGACCAAACCCUCUUGUGUGUAUGUGUGUGAGUAUGUGUGUGUGUUUUCCCUGGGGUAUAUUUUGUUGUCAUAUUUCUGCAUGUGCUCAGCAACUUGGCGUCUUAGUUCGUACGCAUAACUCGUUUGGUCUAUUUUAGGAUGAGGCGGCAUCCGACACGGUGAUGGAGAAGUCGUGGUUGGAGUUUUGUUUUUUUACCCGACUCGUUUUGUUCUAGAAACAUCUUCAGCGUCCGUCUUUUUAACGUCGGCACGUCAUUUCAGAUAUAGUUUUGUAAAAAAAAAGGGCAAUAUUCUCAUAUUGGACAAAACACGACAUUCUCAUGUGAACAUGUGUCACCGCCGGACAGAGAGAAGCGGCUUCAAAGCACCGGAGGUUUUUAAUUUACUUGAAUCUGUGUUUAUUUAUGAGUCAAAGUAGACGCUUUUAAGAUCCCUCUUUGUCUCUUGAGUGUGUUGUGUAUGUACGACUGUUCUGACUGUUCUGACCUGCAGAAGAAGGAGAAAGACAAACUCCUCAGGGCUUAAUGAGACGACACGGCUCCUUCGCCGGGCGGCUGUCGGCGCUGGUUUUUUCCCUGUCCUUUAUCUCCAGUCUUCCUACAGCUUAACCACGACAGUAAAUGCACCGUACCUCCCUCCAUCUCAUUCUCCUUCCUGCCCGUUGUGAAGUGACUGAGUUCUUCUUUUAUGGGCCAUCGAGGAGGCUUGCAUGGAAGAUCGUGUUGUUGGGAUUUAUUUCCACAUGAAGCCACAUUAUGAAGCGUGUGUGCCUGGGGCGUGUGUGUGGGGUUUUUUUUAAGACAAGUUCUGUUUAUGCGGUUCCUCUGACUCUGGACUAUCGCAGACCUUGAUUGGUUUGACUCAUGAGUCAAUAAUUCGGUAUUGGACACAAGGUUUCUCUAGUGUAUUUUUUUGGGGAAGGGGGAGGUCUUUUUCAUCCUGAUUUUGUUUUUAGUUUUUAUUUAAAUGUCACAGCAGACCAAUCCGUGUCCUUCUCCCGAGGCUCCUGUGAAAGACGUUUUUUCUCAUCCUCAUCUUGUCGCGCGGACAACAGACCACUGUUUGAGUUGUUCCACGACUGCAACAAACGGAGUGCCUUUAUGUGUGUGUGUGUGUGUGUGUGUGGCGUUCACACAGGUCCCUCUCAUCGCCCCCGACCUUACGGUCGAUCUAAUGAAAGCAGCAUUCCAGACGUUAAACCUUCACGUUCAACGGAAGCCGAGAACACAGGACGUCAAGGCGUCUUCUUAGCAACCUGCUCUGUCACCAAAUGGAUGUGUGUGUCUGUGUGUGUCUGUCUGUGUGUGUGUAUCUGUGAUUAUUUAUGAAGACUGUAUAUAAUGUACAGCAUGAUUUUUAUUUCUGCGUAUUUGAAAUGUACUUUUGCACUUUCCAGGUACUUAAUUGUAACAAAUUGUUUUAACUUGGCUCCCUAAUCUGUACAAACUGCUUUGUAUACACACGUGGAAAAAUGAUCAUUAAAGUCUUGUCUAAAUUUAAAAUGUA
Molecule: messenger RNA, 10616 nt
Organism: Pseudoliparis swirei
Lineage: Eukaryota; Metazoa; Chordata; Actinopteri; Perciformes; Liparidae
Gene: nbeal1
Product: neurobeachin-like 1
Exons: 54
Coding region: 296-8548 (2750 amino acids)
Biological process (GO): intracellular protein localization
Cellular component (GO): membrane; cytosol
Molecular function (GO): protein kinase binding
Source: RefSeq, a predicted model, not a curated record